AUGUCUGACUGGGACCAAGUCACCAAGAUCGGCAGCAAGGCCCGUGGAGGCGCUGCCGGCCCUCGCGAGACCGUCAUCAAGGGAAAGAGCGCUCUGAACGCCGCUCAGCGCAGCGGUGGUAUCGUUGCUACUGAGAAGAAGUUCGCUACCGCCAACCCANGCAAGGGUAUCGAAGGCCAGCACUUGACAAAGGUCGACCGCAGCGAGGAUAUCGUCGCAACCAAGAAGGUGCCCGAUGAGGUCGCCAAGGCCCUCCAGCAGGCCCGCCAGCAGCUCAAGAACCCCAAGGGUGCCACCAUGACCCAGAAGGACCUUGCCUCGAAGGCUUCAGUCGAUGUCGCCUACGUUGCUGCUCUCGAGCGUCCCGGUGCCGACUGGCCAGGCAUGGACUUCGUCCAGAAGAUCCAGAAGGCUGCCAACGUCCGCCUUACCGGCUCCAACAUCGGCGCCCCCAUGUUCGGUCCCAAGAAG
Molecule: messenger RNA, 471 nt
Organism: Aureobasidium musti
Lineage: Eukaryota; Fungi; Ascomycota; Dothideomycetes; Dothideales; Saccotheciaceae
Source: the annotation of a GenBank genome assembly